UAUCGCUAAUCUAUCCGUAAAGAAGAGUACGACGUGACGUAAACGACGGAUCCAAACAAGUAUCAGCUGUGUUGCAGUCAUUGUUCUCUGACUCGUAUCGGUUUUGGCAGACAGAUCCCGUUUCCUUUGACAUUCGUCAUCGAGACUCGCGGAAACGGUGGGAAUAGCGACGGUGACUAGUCCGCGGCAAAGGACACGCGAGGAAGUGCGAGGAACACUUAUAAAAUCCGACGCGACAAGUGGUGAGGAGAGAAAAAACGGGGGAAAGGCUCUUUUUUCCGUUCCUCACGCAAUCGUGGCUGCGCGCGUGCUUCUAUCCUGGCCCCAGUCUUAGUCCGUGCCGCUAUUCGCCAACGGUUCUCCCGUGGGACAAUAAUAGUGUGAAAAACGGGGCGGUACGCGCAUAAGCCUGGCCUCGAGCAGCGAGUCGGACGACGGUGGACUCGCUCCGCCACCGCGCAAAAGGUCCCGUAGUUCUGUACCGACUACCCUAAGACCAGCGGACGAGCACCACUCCUCCAGUCCGGACAUGGAUAAUUAUCGUAUGCAUGACAGCGUAAUGCAACAGCAGGCCUCAAACGGUGGUGUAUCUUCUGGGCUGCAACAAAAUGGUGCUAAGGCAGAUUCUGGUGGGCCUCAUGCUAAUGGCAAUCUAUUACCAGAAUCAGAUAAUGACAUUAAUGGUGUGAAUGGAGAUAUAAAUCAGAGUUUGGGACCACCAAAAAUAAUGGAUAAAACUAAUCAAGACAUUGUGAGACUUAUUGGACAACAUUUAAAGACAGUUGGUUUGGAUCGCACAGCAGAUUUGCUUAUGCAAGAAUCAGGCUGUCGUCUAGAUCAUCCCGCUGCUGCAAAAUUUAGGCAGCAUGUUAUGGAUGGCGAUUGGAACAAAGCAGACCACGACCUCAAUGAACUGAAGUCUUUUUUAGAUAGUGCAAACCAGAGUUUAGUGGAGAUGAAAUUCUUAUUGCUAGAACAAAAAUAUUUAGAAUAUUUAGAAGAAGGCAUGGUGUUUGAUGCGUUACAUGUACUGCGCAAUGAGCUUACACCCUUGGGGCAUAAUACCGGUCGUAUUCACCAGUUAUCUUUAUUUAUGAUGUGCACUGGACGAGAUGAAUUACAGACACGCGCAGGUUGGGAUGGCAAAGGAGCAGCCUCCAGGGCUGCACUUAUGGACAGACUGCAAAGAUUUCUGCCACCCUCCAUUAUGUUACCGCCACGCAGACUUCAUUCUUUACUUUGUCAAGCUGUGGAAAUGCAAAAUCAACUCUGCACGUAUCAUAUAACGCAUUCGCAGCAGACAAAUCUAGAAAAUGUCUCUCUACUUGUGGAUCAUAAUUGUGGCGAGGAACAAUUUCCGUGCCAUACCAUACAGGUACUCAACGAUCACUGCGACGAAGUUUGGUAUUGCAAAUUCUCACCCGAUGGUCUCAAGCUCGCCACAGGUUCUAAAGAUAUGACUGUAAUUAUAUGGGAUGUAGAUCCAGAAACACUAAAAGUGACGCAUAGGAAAACACUUGAGGGUCAUACAUAUGGUGUAGGACUACUUGCUUGGAGCCCUGAUAGCAAUCAUCUAAUUGUUUGCGGUCCUGAAGAUUGCCCAGAACUAUGGCUUUGGAGUAUCGAUACGCCUGAUUGCGAAUUACGCGUAAAAUUGACACAAAGCACGGAUGACUCGCUGACAGCUUGUGCCUGGCAUCGUGAUUCGAAUAAAUUUGUGACGGGAGGAAUUCGUGGUCAAUUUUAUCAAUGCGAUAUGGACGGCAAUGUUUCUGAUUCAUGGGAAGGAGUAAGAGUAAAAUGUCUGUGGUGUCGCAGUGACGGGAGGACUGUUCUAGCGGCUGAUUCACAUCACAGAAUUCGCAGCUAUACUUUCGACGACUUAGGCGAUGCUACUAUAUUACAAGAGGAUCAUCCCAUUAUGUCGUUUAGCGUAGACAGAACAGAUCGACUCGUAUUACUUAAUGUGGCAAAUCAAGGUAUGCAUCUUUGGGAUUUAGAAGAUAAAUGCCUUAUAAGGCGUUUUCAAGGCGUCACUCAAGGACAUUUUACUAUCCAUAGCUGUUUCGGAGGAGUUAAUCAAGAUUUUAUUGCCUCUGGCAGUGAAGACAAUAAAGUGUAUGUAUGGCAUGUCAAAAGAGAAUUGCCUAUAGCGAUUCUUACUGGACACAGUAGGUUAGUCAGUUGUGUCUCAUGGAAUCCUGUGUAUCACCAAAUGAUGGCUUCCGUAUCGGAUGAUUUUACAGUAAGGAUAUGGGGCCCAAGAUCGUAUUCUUCAGAUGGAGAAAAUGAUAAAACAGUUUCGCUUGAAACCAACUCUUCAAAUAGCAGCGGUUGGCACGAAAUGGUAUCGUAGCGAAUUACAGUUCUCAGUGUUCCCAUGACCUCAUGGUGUUCAAAAGACUGUCAUGCUGACAUUUGACUGUCGUACUGUCCUGUUGAUUGUCAUACUGACAUUUUACUGCCUUUUGUAGCAGUUGCUCUUCUAUACCUCUUGUCGAUCUUAAUCAUCCACUGUGUACACACACACACACACACACACACACACACACACACACACACACACACACACACACACACACAACACACACACACACACACAUACAGAGGUAACAAGAGGAAUGUAUAUGUUUAGCAACAACUGCUAAAUUGCCUGCAAUUAUUAAAACCAAAAUCAACCAUUGUGCGUAAUUAUCACAUUUGUGUGUAUUCUUUUUUUAUAGUACCUUUAAAUAUUUUACAUGCAUUCAUAUAUAUAUGGCAGCCGUUGUGUUAUCUUAAAAUUUUGAAUGAUUUAACGUCGGAGCUAAUAAUCGAAAAUAUGUGACGCAGCAUAAUAUGAUAUAAAGUAGGUCAUAUGGCAGAGUAGAAAACCAAGAAAAUUCCGUCUUAGGAUUGUGUAAAGAUAAAAUUAUAUAAACAAGAAUAUGGAAUGCAUCCAUGUAUUGGGACAGUAUCGUAGAAACACUAUGUUUUGACAGGAAUUUUGUCAAAUUUGACUAUAAUUGUAUCAAUAAAUAUUGUAUAUAACAGUUUCAGAUCUAGAGUUUUAUUCUAAGUGGUUUAUUGAUUAAUGACUCAAACAUUAUCUUUGAUAUGUGAUGUCGUAAUUUUCGUCUUUUAUUGAGAAUAAAUAUUGAAAUUUCAAAUAUUGUGAUCUCACAAGGGAUUAUUGAACUUUGUAGAUUGGAACAAAAAUUCGAAAAUAUUUGAUGGAGAAACGAUCUUGUUGCGUUCACAGCAGCACACCAAACUGUAGAAAUAAAAAGCGAUAUUUGUCUGAAGUGGCUUUAUUGUUUAGGCUUUUAUAAAAGAAUUAAUUAUAUAUUAAUUUUUAGUUAGAAUCAUAAUCAUGAUUGUAAGUGCAUGAGUGCAAGAAAAGUUAUCCAGUCCAUGUAUAUCAUUAGGCUGUAACUUUACAAUGAAGCAUCUAACAUAAAUUAUAAAAAUGUUUUUAAGUGAAAAACUUAUUUAUUUACAUGUGAUUGCACUAUCUGAAAUGAUGAAUAUACAUAGGUAAUAU
Molecule: messenger RNA, 3523 nt
Organism: Trachymyrmex cornetzi
Lineage: Eukaryota; Metazoa; Arthropoda; Insecta; Hymenoptera; Formicidae
Product: WD repeat-containing protein 26
Exons: 11
Coding region: 530-2356 (608 amino acids)
Biological process (GO): proteasome-mediated ubiquitin-dependent protein catabolic process
Cellular component (GO): GID complex
Molecular function (GO): protein binding
Source: RefSeq, a predicted model, not a curated record